AACAAACCGUCCAGUGAGCAUGGUGCUUGACAUUUCGGAGAUUAGGACAGCGUGGCAAGACAGCGAUUUCAUUACGGACUGUCUGUGUUGGCACAACGUAUAUCGUCAACGACAUGCCGCCCCACCUUUGACAAUGUCUUCGGAGCUUUGCCACCUUGCUCAAACCUGGGCGAAUCACUUAGCUCACACAAACAGGUUCUACUAUAGAAACGACAGGGAUAUUGGUCAAAAUCUAUUUUGCAGACCUUCCAAUGGAUUAGUUCAGGAAGUUACAGGGCAAGAAGUAGCUACAUAUUGGUAUUCGGCAGUACGCCAGUACGACUAUGGAAAGGAACCGGAUUGCUUACAUGCUAAUGUUAAUGCAGGUCAUUUUACUCAAAUUGUAUGGGUAUCCACCCGCUACUGCGGUGUCGGAAAAGCUCGAUCUCGUUCCGGAAAAGUGGUCGUGGUCGCCCACUACAUGCCCCCAGGGAAUAUUUCUGGGAGUUACAUGGAAAACGUGCUUCCCCCGUGUGAGGAAUAUCCUAGAGUAGCACCUCCACCUAGGCUGAUACUACCCGCUAGUAGUGUUACUACGGGAUCGAGCAGGACAACUUCCCCUAGUACCUAGUUCUUGAAAUUUGUAAAUGAGAUAGAUGAAUGAGUGUUGGAUAUUUUUGCAAAGGUGAGAAAGCGAGAAACCUUACUAAUUAUUUCUAUAAAACGGGUUUUUUGGUAAAAGGCAUUUAAAAAGAAAUGUAAAUAUUUUGUACGACUAUUUAUUUAUGAGAUUAUCUAUCAUUCAACUUUUCAACAAACUGAAUCAUUUGUAAAAGUUUAUCUGAAUUGAGAAAACUAAGAAAACCCACAAGAUACUUCCAAUUUCUAGACAAAAAAUUAUGACAUAAAAAUCAUUUUUUCAAAGAACUACCAGAAUGACAGAUGACCUACAAACAACUUCUACCUUGAGCAGACUUGUACAUAGACAAACAAAUUUAUCGAUGGUUCUGAUAAUGCGCCAAAGGUUAACCUAUUUUUUAUACAGGUAAUGAUAGGUUAGUAAUACUGAUUUAAAACUAUGACAUCAUAAGGAAAGUUGGAAUACCUAAUUUGCUUUUUUCAUUUUUAGUUAUAUUUAUUGCGCAUCUUUACAGUAAGAGACAAGUAAGUUUAUUUAGCGAUGUUUAAUGCUCAUUCUGCGGAAAAUGCACUCAUGGUCUAUUUGAAACAUAUUUGAUUACUAUUGAUUAACUGAAUUUGCGAAUUAUUUAUCGCUAGAUAAACUAAUUUGGCUCAAAUAGUUAGGUUAGGUUUUAUUCAUAUUUUUAUCUGCUCGAGGUAGUUGUUCUCUCUAGACACUUACGAUAAAUAUUCAACACGAACAUUUCUUAAAUUGUUUAUUUAUCGCUGGUAUAUUCCAAUUUUCAAAGACAAAUGUUUGACGCAUACCCCCAAAAAUCUUGUUUUACUGCGCCAAAAGGAAGCAAAAACCAUAAAAAAAGAGAAGAAGAAAUUAUCAUUUUGACGCAUAACCCCAAUUAUCUAAAAUGUCAUUUUGAAGGUAUCGAAUGAAAUAUUUGAAUAUGUAUAGGAAGUGGAGAGUCAAAAACCUACUACAUUACAUCGGUGUAGUGGAUAUUAUGAAUAACAUUAAUGAAACGAAUAUGAACCAUUCAAUCUUCAAACACAGAAGAUACUCACACAAUCAAUUAUUGAUAUAUUCAAGUAAAAAUUAAAGCGACUUGGACAAAGAUUUAUCGAAGAUAAAAUAAAAACGGUUAAUAUUCAAAGAAAUCCAGCAAACUCGUCUUUUGAAUUAGAAAACAUAUAUUAGUUUUCUCUCAAGAUUGAAAUAAUUUGGUAAAAAUUAAUUUCCCUUUGGCUAAUUACACAGCUUGGCUACUGCUAUUUUUUAAGUUCCUUGUUAAAAUGCGAUUUCAGAACGAUGGCCUCGUUACAGUUGGAACUUUGCUUCCAUAAUUUGGAGAUCCGAAAAUUUUAACCUCACUUUCUAUGAUUCAAUUCGGAAAUUCCGAUUUCAAACACGGGAUUUUUCAGAUGUUUUUUUGAGGCCGUGAGAGAAGUAAGUAAUAAGAAAAGUUCGUUGUAUGUAUGAAGAAGGUCCAACACGGAACAAAGUGGUAAGAAAUAAGUAACAUAGAAGUUCGGAAACAUGAAUUCUUGUUGUUGGUUGAAUUAAAGUUGAGAUUUGAAUCUUGCGCAAUGCGGUAUUCCUUCUGUGGCGCCGACGAUGACGAAAGAGACAUUAUUUAAGUCUAUGCUAUAUAGGAAAACACUGGAAAUAUCGAAAGACUAAUUACUUUGCGAUUAAAGUCAUAUUGGGAAAAGCAGUUUUUUUUUAUUGGGUUCAUAACUGUAUAUUUAUGAAAUUCUGUUUGAUGUUGGCAUGAACUUAGGUAAUUAUUCAUAACAAUCAGAAUAUUUUAUAUAUGUCUGAUUGGAAUAGUGUAUCCAUUGCAGAAAAGCAAAAAAAAAAGAUCCCGAUGCUUUGUUACUAAAGUUAGGAUAGACGCAAUGCAUAUACGCAUCCUGACGUUGAGGCUAAGAUUUAGGAACUGGCAGAAGAGAUAACUUUUUUUAUUAGUCAAUUUUCUAUAUCUUGUGGUAACAUUUUUUAUAAAAUGUAUCGCUUGUAACUUUUGCAUUCCGUCACAGCCUUAUUAUAACCUAACCCAACCUCGUUUAGCUUGAUCUUAUUCAUGAUUCACAUUAUUCCGAGUUAAAAGUGAGAAUGUUUGAAUUGAAUGCCAAAAAACAUAAAUCCGAAUUGAAAGUUGGAAAUACCAGAAAAAUAUUUAGUGAGGCCCCUUCUACGCUUUUGCACAACUGUCACAAGACGGUCCAAUUUCAAAGCGGCACAAAAUUCUUUGCAAAAAUAUCUUGGUCUGUUAUCAACUAGUAACAAUCAUUUCUCAUAAUCGACGUAGAAUUAUUUAGACUGCGCUUGCUGAAAUCUCUGUUAGAGCUUUCACUGAAGCAAGCAUUGUUUUUUCUCAAAAUUUUAUAUUGUACUGAAAAAAAUUUGCUUGCGCAUGUUUACAAUCAAGAACGUGAUUUGUACAGCAAAUUGUUGACUGAUUAGCCAAUUUACAAUGUUUUAUAACUUGUAUAUAAAGUCAUCUGAGUAUUUUUUUAUUGAAAUCACGAAUUACGUAUAGUAUAAUAUUCUAUAUGAACCUCAUACGACGUUUCUCUCAGAGUAAAUAAUUUGUACUCCACUGAAAAAACUGUCAUCUCGAACAUCAACAUAGGUGACAAAUAAAUAUUCUUUUCUUUCUCUGUUUUCAAGUGUUAUUGUUAUUUAAUAUAGAUAUCAAUGCUAUAGUUCUUGUUCAUAGUAACUGACAUGAACAUUUUAUUCAACUGAAUAAGUGUAUAUUGAUGCGAAGCUUGUUAUUCUCUUUAAUCAAUCGAAUGCAAUCUAUAUGCUUGUAAUGAAUACAAUCAUAAGACACUCAAUGAUGAAGAUAUAUGAUCUCAAAGCUAGUAUUUUAAGCUUCAAUAAUUAUAGAGCAUCUGUAAGUAUAUCUGUACUCUUAAGUAAUCGAGAAAUCAACGAAUACAAUGUUAAGUUCCAAUAAUAGUGUCUGAGGACAGGCAUUCGUAUUGCAUUGGCUUUGAAUUUGCAGCUCUGAACAUUUUUAUAGUUAUUUCUCGCUAAUUCUUAAAAAUCGCAAAUACUUUCUUUUGAAAUCUAUCCCUCUUCCCUUCAUCCGUUGUAGGUUAGGUUUGGUUAAAAAUAUACAUCUAUUAUACUUUAUACUAAUGAUAAAUAUGAUGAAUUUUUUUGAUAAGAUUCGCAAGAAGUACAUAUUUUGAAAAUAUGCCUUUGUCUAA
This is a messenger RNA of Leptinotarsa decemlineata (Colorado potato beetle), 3837 nucleotides long. Its product is annotated as venom allergen 3. Gene Ontology annotation, cellular component: extracellular region. NCBI's taxonomy places the organism in Eukaryota, Metazoa, Arthropoda, Insecta, Coleoptera, Chrysomelidae. The record is from RefSeq and is a predicted model, not a curated record.